Messenger RNA from Syngnathoides biaculeatus (alligator pipefish), 5125 nucleotides. It is a transcript of the gene drd1b, whose product is annotated as dopamine receptor D1b. The coding region runs from base 893 to 2287 and encodes 464 amino acids. The record is from RefSeq and is a predicted model, not a curated record. Gene Ontology annotation, molecular function: G protein-coupled receptor activity; dopamine neurotransmitter receptor activity, coupled via Gs. The transcript is spliced from 4 exons. Lineage: Eukaryota; Metazoa; Chordata; Actinopteri; Syngnathiformes; Syngnathidae. Gene Ontology annotation, cellular component: plasma membrane. Gene Ontology annotation, biological process: vasodilation; adenylate cyclase-activating adrenergic receptor signaling pathway; G protein-coupled dopamine receptor signaling pathway.
UUCCGGGUGUGCAAAUUGCAGCGGAACUGGAUGAUUUGACGUUUCGUCCACACGUGACGCGCUCAUAGUAGGCACGUGUGACCCAUGUGCAUUUGAAUCGAUUUGGAGGGGGGAGGACACAAGUCCAACUGAUGAAUGAGAGCACACCGCCUGUCAGACUUCGACUGAGAGAUGCAAGGCGUGGGUGAAGCACAGAUGACCCGAUGAGAGAACGCGCUCAGUUAGCGGAGAGAGAGACCCGCUCACCUCUCGGCGAGCCCCCGCAGUUAGUUCACACUCUCCUCCUGCUCCACGCGUGGGUCACGACGUCAAGAAACGAUCACCUCCCUGAAAAAAAAUAUGAGGAGGAGGAAUAAAGAGCAGUGUCGCAAGGAGUGACUUCCCACGGAAAAGCGCGCACGCGUGAGACGCACCUUGAAUGUAUGCUAAAGAAUGCAAGACAGGACAUCGGGAGUGAGCUUAACAAUUUUAUUUAUCUAAUGGACUUAAAAAAAAGAGUUUACAACCAUCCAUGGAUUGGAUAGCAAGGGAAAAUUGAAAAGACAAAUCCGUCAUAUUGGAAAGUGACCUUGAUGGAGGAUUAUGUGAUCCUGACACUUUGAGAAUGAUCCUUUCAGCCUGAUGUUUUUAUUACUAAUGUAUGGCCGGAGCUGAUGCUGGGAUACUUGGUGAGCUUCUGACCAAAGAGAGCCAGGAUGGCGGUUCUAGCCAGGUGCCUAUGGGUGACCCGGGUGAUGGGAGCAGCGGCACAAAGGAGACUGACGUUUCAGUCCUGAGAUCCGUUCCUGGCGUGGCGCAGCUGUAGUGGACUGGGAGAUGUGAUGGGGUGAUGGCCCCCCCCCACCCCAAUCCCUAAAAUCCCACCCAUCCUGGAUACAGUCUCGCUUAAACAAUGGAUCACAAUUUCUCGACGGCUCGAGACAGCAGACAGAUUCUGCCCGAGCGUGACUCUUCCAAACGGGUCCUGACAGGAUGCUUCCUUUCCCUCCUCAUCUUCACCACACUGUUGGGCAACACGCUUGUGUGCGUUGCCGUCACCAAGUUCCGCCACCUGCGCUCCAAAGUCACCAACUUCUUUGUCAUCUCCCUGGCCAUCUCUGACCUCCUGGUCGCCAUCCUGGUGAUGCCUUGGAAGGCCGCAACGGAGAUCGUAGGUUUUUGGCCCUUCGGAGCGUUCUGCAACAUAUGGGUGGCGUUUGACAUCAUGUGCUCCACCGCCUCCAUCUUGAAUCUUUGCGUGAUCAGCGUCGACCGCUACUGGGCCAUCUCCAGUCCGUUCCGCUACGAACGCAAGAUGACCCCCAGAGUGGCGUGUCUGAUGAUCAGUGUGGCGUGGACGCUGUCCGUUCUCAUCUCCUUCAUCCCAGUUCAGCUGAACUGGCACAAAGCUCAGACUACAAGCUACACUGAGCUCAACAGAACGUACUCGGGUGAACUCCCCCCCGACAACUGUGACUCCAGCCUUAACCGGUCUUACGCCAUCUCCUCGUCCCUGAUCAGUUUCUACAUCCCCGUGGCAAUCAUGAUUGUCACAUACACCCGCAUCUACCGCAUUGCCCAAAAACAGAUCCGGAGGAUAUCCGCCUUGGAGAGGGCAGCGGAGAGUGCCAAACACCGUCACAGCAGUAUGGGGAACACGUCCAGCAUAGAGAGUGAGAGUUCAUUCAAAAUGUCCUUCAAGCGAGAAACCAAAGUGUUAAAGACACUCUCAGUCAUCAUGGGUGUGUUUGUGUGCUGCUGGUUGCCCUUCUUCAUCCUCAAUUGCAUGGUUCCCUUUUGCGAGUCCAACCUUCCCAACGAUGCCAACGACUUCCACUGCAUCAGCCCGACCACAUUUGACGUGUUUGUGUGGUUUGGCUGGGCUAACUCAUCGCUCAACCCCAUCAUCUACGCCUUCAAUGCCGACUUCCGCAAGGCCUUCUCCAUCCUGCUGGGCUGCCACCGCCUUUGCCCGGGGAGCAACGCCAUUGAGAUCCUCAGCAUCAACAACAACGCAGGAGCGCCACUUCCUAACCCCAGCUGCCAGUACCAGCCCAAAAGCCUCAUCCCAAAGGAGGCCAACCACUCGGAUGGCUGUGUGAUGCCCCACAGCAUCCUGUGUCAGGAGGAGGAGUUACACAAGCUGGAUGGAGGCAUGAUGGACGAGAUGGAGGUAGGUGUGGUAAACAAUGCCUUGGACAAACUGUGCCCAGCCAUCUCUGGGAAUUUAGACAGCGACACAGAGAUUAGCCUGGAAAAGAUCAACCCCAUAACCCAGAACGGACAGCACAACACCAUGUCCUGUUGAACACUCGAAAUGGACAUCUUGCCUGACAUAAUGAGUGUGUUACGUUGUACAGGACAUUCGGACUAUCACCCCUAAACUGGAAGGGGGAAAAAAAAACCAUCUUCCGAAUGUUUCCAAGUUAAAGGCACUUUAUUCCCGGUAAACACACUGCAAAAUACUUAUGGCGUUAUCUUAGAACACCACGUGCACAAAGAUGCAUUCCCCUCUCCCCAAAAUUAAGAUGCCUACAUGUUCCUCCUGUACAGUACAGAGUGACUUAACAGUAUACAGCGCAAAGGAAGAUGUAGAAAAUGUUAGCAAAAUGUGUUGAUUAAUGCAGUCGAUAUCUGAUUCUAUUUUUAAUUGCAGUAUAACUAUGGGGGUUUUCUUUGGAGAGCAAACUUUUUCAAGCGGCCAAAAAAUGUGGGUUUGCCCUGGGAUUUUUACUUUAGUUCUAGGGAAUUGGUUGGAAUGGUUCCUUGGAGAGGAACCAUAAUCGGAGACUGAAGUUGAAGUUCAAAACGGAUGAGGCAGUAGAAGAGUGGUGUUUGUUUGAGUGAGUCCAACGCUUAAAGACAUGUACAGUGAACCCUGGUAUAUUUGUAGUUUCGCAUCUGCUAAUGCAGCAAUUAUUUUUUUUGUUUGUUUGUGUGGAGCAUUUCUAUGUAUUUGCUGAAAAACUCACCUAUUCACAUUUUUUUCCUGCUAUGGCACCAUCUUGUGGCCAGCUUGUGACAACAUUGAGGAGUUGAAUUGAGACGAUAGUGCUUUGCUCCCAUCUCAUGGAAAAUCUAAAGCCAAUUACAAAGGUUAUUGUGGGGUGGGUCACUUAAAUCCAUAGCUCCUGUGAAAAGUGGGGGUUCACUGUACAAAAAUAGAUAUUGUCUAAAAAGCUCAUUUUUUUCCUCAUUUAUUUAUUUUUUUACUUACAUGUUAGAGACCUCACUCAAGAAAAGAACCUGCAAGAUGUUCUCAUAGUGUUUACUGUCCUCAAAAUGACUAAUAUUUAUUUGGCCUCUACAUUGCAGUUGCAGACUUCUCCUUUUUAUUGUGGUGAGUGACUUUGGGCACGUUAGACAAACACUCAACACAUCCAAUUGCUCCUCCAACUGUGUUGUAGAUUUCUUCAGGUCACUUCUUGAUUGGCUUCCAUUCCAUUUCAUGUCACAGUCACGGACGGACGGAUUCAGCGGCUCGGCCCAACUUGUUAUUAACCACACAUUAGGAUUGGUGAACGUAAAUGCUCAACAGGUUUAAAAUUGCCAAUUAUAAUUAGGGAGGAAAAAUCGCAUCACAGAAUAACUGGCUAACAUGAAGGUUCUUCUACAUUUUCUUCCCUUUAAUUUAUUGACCCCACUUCCCUUAAACUUAAACCGCCAUUUAAUUUAAUACUCUUUUGAUUUAUUCCGUCGCCUUCAUGUGUGUGAAAUUGUUCAGGUUUUGAAAAUGUUUUUUUUUUUUUUUUAAUAUCAUACAUCACCAGUCCUUGAAUGUAAAUAUCUAGAGGGAAACAAACAGAAACAUGGAGUAAGACAGAGGAGGAGGAGGAGUGCACUCAACCUUAAUGAAGGUGAAGUUGACUGACCUUUUUAGGAAACGUGUAAAUAUCUGAUUUCUUAAAUUGCUCACGCUGGCCGGCGUGCUGUGUUCAUUGCGUCCAUCUUGGAAGCACGUUGUGUUCACAGCAUGGUGACAAUCACACCGGUCAGUGGAGAUAAUUUCUCAUUACUCAUAUUAUUUACAACAAAAAAUUGGCAUUGCCUUAUUUAUUUAAUACAAGACGUGCAAAGUAACAGGUCUGCAACACCUUCAUUUGUGAGCAUUCUGGACGCUGUUAUUGUAACUAUUUAGCCUGAUAUGAUCUUCCCAAUGAAUGAUGGUUGACAACUUGGUAAAGAAUGAGAUAUCCAGUUCCAUGAAGUCUUAAUGCCUAUCGAGCCGAUUGAUUAGAAUCUUAACAAUACAGUGAACCGCCUCUUGUCACAAUGGAUAAGGAUCAAAGUCAAACAAAAUCAAAGCCAAAAUCUGCAAGUAAUUGUUGCGCCAUCCCCCCAGGAAGAUAUAUACUAUUCUGUAAUUGCCUAUAAAUUCCAUAAGAUGGCAGCAAAUGACUACUUUUCUCUUACUGAAGCUCCUCAACUCACUCCCACUCCAACUUCCACCUAGUUUGCACAAAAGUAAUACUAUUCAUUUAGCCUGUUCAAAAAAUGGUAAAAAAAAAUCGGAGCUAGGUUCCCCCAAAAUACAUGUUAAUAUACAAAUUAGUGAAUGCUGAACUCCGAAUAUGCAGGGAUUGACUGUAUACUGUACAGAGGGUUCUGGGUUUAUGACGAGUUCUGUUGCUACCAUAACUUGUAUGUAAGUCGUAAACGUGCCGUAGUCUGUCGCUACGUUAACCUAAUGUAUUAAUACAAUUGCAGUAUGCAAUGGUAUGAACAACUCUUGUAGGCCAAAAUAAAAAGAUCGAAUAUAUUACAGCAGUAACUGCGAGCAGUUCUUGUGCCACAUGACUACUUAAUCUUACUGAUCGCUGGAUCAUUUAUUCUUUCCAUAAAAAAAAUAAAAAAUAAAAAAGUCAUUUUGCUUUCUUUUAAUCUAACAAAAUUCUUAAAAUUUCAAUGAAAAAUAAUAUUUCGUGUAAAUAAUUAACUUAGUGAAUUUUUAUUUUUUAUUUGUAAUUGAAAAUGGAAAGAACAACUCAUACACAGAUAUUCAUACCGCUGCGCAAACCUGUUCACUACGCGCUGUAAAUUGGUACGGUGAACUGAGGACCUCCAUGUAUGUAUCUGCGAGGUAUAUUUUGGACCGAAAGUAGCUGAGUCAGAAGUUUUCUUGCCAGGCCUACACAGAAAGGGGUAU